Messenger RNA from Rangifer tarandus platyrhynchus (Svalbard reindeer), 333 nucleotides. Lineage: Eukaryota; Metazoa; Chordata; Mammalia; Artiodactyla; Cervidae. The record is from the annotation of a GenBank genome assembly.
AUGAGGAGCAAAGAAGUGGGGGAAGCCCAGGGGAGGCUGGGAGCAGGUAGACUGCAGCUGGGCUGCUGGAGGAAAGAUGAACUUGGCAGAGGUGGGGGUGGGCGUGGCCAUGGGCCAAGCUCAGGAGAAUCAGAGCGGCUCCGGGCACGGGGGUCCCUCGGGAAGCGCUCCCUCUCCCCGCUUCUUCCGUGGGUUCCCCGACUCGUGCUCCGGGGGGAGGGGGAAUCAGGAAGUAGGGGUGCCACACUCAGUGCCCGAUGCUGCCACGUCUCAUCUUUGUCUCCGUUCCUUACAAUGGGUGUGUAUCCUCUUGGCAGUCAGAUAAAUGAUUAA